This is a messenger RNA of Sapajus apella (tufted capuchin), 1416 nucleotides long. RefSeq names its product transmembrane protein 221 (gene TMEM221). NCBI's taxonomy places the organism in Eukaryota, Metazoa, Chordata, Mammalia, Primates, Cebidae. The record is from RefSeq and is a predicted model, not a curated record. Bases 212 to 1096 code for a protein of 294 amino acids. The transcript is spliced from 3 exons.
UUUCGCGGAGACUCGGUGUCCCCGCUGCGACCAGCACCCCGGAGCCCACGUCCGUCCGGCGACCCCCAGCCCAGCCCCCGAACUUGCAUACACUCCCUGCGGCCCCGCCCCUCGGGGACCCCCCGGGGGCCCUUGGACUCCCCCCAACUCCCCUGCCCCUUAAAACCACUUGGAUCCCUCACCUGCUCCCCGGGCCCGCAGGAGCCCCGCCAUGGCCCGCUCGUACGGCGGCCGGGUGCUGGCCGCGGUGACUCUGCUGGGCAUCGCGGCGGCCGUGCUGGCGGCGCUGAGCGCGCAGCUGCUGUUCCAGCUCCAGGCGGGCCGCGCGGAGCUGCGGGGGCUGCGCGCCGACGGGCUGGGCCGGGAGCUGGGCGCCGGCCCCGGGCUGCCCGAGGACGCGGCCGGGGCGCUGCUGCCUCUGGCCGCCGCGCUGGCCGCGCUGGUGCUCGUGCUGGCGUUCACCUGCCUGCUGCUCGCCGCGCUCUGUGGCCACCUGGGCGCCGAGCUGGCGCGGGGGCCUGGCCCCAGGAGGUCUGACUGGUUUCUCUACGACUGCCGCCUCCUCAGACACGUGGCCCUUGGCCUUUUCUGCUGCGGGGUCUCCGUCUACUUAGCAGCACUGUCCAUCUAUGCCUUGCUACUUUUCGAGAUCGAGACAGGCGCAGCAGCCGCUUCCAUCCUCAGCUCGGGCGCUCUGGUUCUGGUGGCCAUGCUGACCCACACUCUCCUCCGGGCCGCCCGGGCCACCCGCCGAGGGCUCCACGAGUUGUCCCCGCCAUCCUUUGAAGAUGACCUCACCCGCCCUGCCGAAGUCUCCAAGGCCAGCCCCAGAGCUCAGCCUCAGCAGGGUACCCAUCGUCGGACCCCCUAUUCAACCCAUCCAGAACCUGGGGAUCCCCUUGGGUCCAUGGCCACUGCCACAGCACCUGCAGCCCUGGGGGGAGGCUGGGAGAGUGGCCUGCCUGCACCCCGAAUGCACCGGACACUGUCGGCCGGACUGGGGCACUGGGACGGAGUCACCCACGAGAUGCAUCGAAUGCUGAGCCACAGGCUGGGGAGCAUGGGGAGCAAGGGGAAGGACUCCACACUGGUAUGAGCCCAGGGAUGAAGAAUAGAGACCUGGUGUAAGAAAAGGAUACCAUAGAGAUAGGUUAAGGUUCAGCUGCAGUAGCAGAAGGACUUGAUUUUUCUCUCAUCUCAUUGCAUCCUUGGCUUUUGUCCUCAAGGUUGCCUCCUGGCACAAAAUAGUUGCCAGAGCUCCAGCCUUCACCUCCUCCUUAUGAGGGAAAGCCAGAGGCCAGUGCUGGCUGGAGGUCUCCUGGAAGAAGUCUUCCCAGGAAGCCUUGAAACUUUUUUUUUUUUUCCUUUGAGACGGAGUUUUGCUCCUGUUGCCCAGGCUGGAGUGCAAUGGCGAGA